CAAUCACUUCCUGCCACGCGACCCUUGAUACCCAAUCGGUCUUCAGAAGACUGCAGGUGAGUGAGUGCAAUGGUUCAUGCAAUCUCCCUAGCUCGAAGGAAGAGGGCAAGACGAUCGCCAUUCAAAUCCAUCAUUGGGCAGCAAAACGCCUUAGUAGGUGCCGACAACUAUUCCUGAACCGGCUUUCAAGCGAUGAUGACUGUGUUCUCUUGUUGCAAAUCUUUCGCUGCCGGCGACAAAAUGUUUAUCUUGCCGUCCCUUCUGUCUGUGCUUCUUGUGCUUGUUGUUGUUCCUGCAUAUACUAGUAAUGCGUAGGUACAGUACUAUGCGCUAUUACACUAACCGGACGAGACUGGCUACUUGAUCGAUUUUGUGCUGGUGAGACGUCUUAAGUCCUUUAACGUCUUUUCUAUUGCAAUCCUUUCUAGCAGCUCAGGCCAUCUUUCUGGCUCCUGUCUGCUUUUCGUCACCAUGUCAACUACUACCUACCAGACCAAUGCAAAGCCGAGGAGUCGCCGCGGCAGUCAGGGCGAAUCCUCCGAGAACAAUCGCAGUAGAGCGUCUAGCUCUGCCUCUUUGAGGUUAUCGAAAACACUAUCCAGAACUCUGGACGAGGUUGCUGUUCCGAGAAACAGCCGGCCUGGUUCACCGGCCGUCUACAUCCACCGACAGAGACCACUUGAUCCGAGGCAGCCCGACCUAUUUACGCCUCCGUCGCGGCGCUCCACAAGCUCCGUGCCCUCCAGCAAGAAUGCCAGGACAAUGCAUGAAGAAGAGAAGCAGCAGAGACCAGCUUCUGUCGCCAAGGUGAAACCGCAAGUCGUGCAACAGUCUGAAAAUGGGCUGGGCCAAUCUAAUGUUCCGGUCGCAAAACAAUCGUCAGUUACACAGGCUGGACCUGAUGUCGCAACAGUCGCGGCGCCCGUGGGAUCGGAGAAUACGGGCGCCGAACCUACCAUCCCGGUCAACGAAGCACGACCGCUGCCGCCGGUGACGUCCUUGCAACCAACGGUGACCGACGAAGACGAAGAAAAUCCUGAUCGUCCGACUUCACAGGUACUACCGCGGAAGAGUACGCCAUCUUCCCCUAUUACCAUCGUCGCAGCAUCGCCAGGUACGACUUCCAAAGAUGCAGUGGCGAACGAUGUUGUUCCGCCACCGCCUCAGGGGUCUACAUCUCUUCUUCAAGACGUGUCGAAUACCAACAGUGCUCGGAACCCGCCGCCUUCUCCCAGCAACCCGCUGCCUGCACCACAUCCAAGAGCUUCAGUUACUCUGCUCCACCCUGCACUUUCUCCAGCGCUGGCUGAUCUAGGAGAGCAGGAAGUCCCUGUGGCCAUGACGUCCAGCCUGCCAAUGGUGUCCGACGCCAUGCUUCCCCAUGAAUCAUUGCCGGCAGCGCGCUCUGCAAUCACAUCACCAAGCCAAUCACCCUUGCUACACCAUGUCGGCAGUCCUCCUCCCCAGCAGGCUGUAUAUCCGUACCCAUACCAUUUACCCUUGAUGAACAGCCCUCCCUUCCAUGCCGCAAUGUAUCCAGGUGCAUUUGCAGCCGCGAAUAUGGGUCUCAUGGGUGCCGAAGUCAUCCCCAGAUCUGGCUCCGCGGGGGCUGAGGAUGAGCGUGCCAAGCUUUUGGAGAAGGUUGCCAGUGUUCUUCCUGACAUAGACCGGCUUCUGCAUUAUUACCGCGAGUCCCAGGGACUCUUGUCCGAAAAAGAUCAUCUGGUAAAGCGAGCAGAGACCCAAUAUGAGCAAGAUGUUGCCCGACUACGAAUCGAGCUGAGCGCGUCCAAGUCAGAAUAUGAGAGGAUCAUAGGCGAUCAAGCAAUGGAAAACAUCAAGCUGAAGGGGGAAGUUACGGAAUGUAAUGGUAAAAUAGCGCACCUUCAGGAGAUGGCCGACGAGCUUCCCUUGGUUAAAGAGGAGCUGGAGAAAUUGCGUACUGAGUAUGAUCUCCUGAAACAGGAGGCAAGCAGGCAGAAGGACAGAACGGAAGAGCUGGUCAUAGAGGGACAGGCUCUCAAGUCCACAGUGGAAAGUCUGAAGAAGCAAGCCGCUGAUGACCACGACCAUCACCAGAGUACGCUGACGGAACUGAAAAAUGCCCAUCAGAAGGAACUCGCCGAGAAAGAACAUGAGCACUCAAAGUUACUGGCCGAGAACAAAGGAGGUCUUUCCAAAGUCCAACUCGAUCUUGCCGGCAUGAUCACCAAACAUACUCAGCAGAAGAAGGAGCUGGACUUUGUCCGAGCUAUUGUCUCGGAGCACGAGGCUUCCUUGGAGAACAAGACCGCGGAACUGACCGAGUUGACACGACGGCAUCAAGAAGAGCUGCAGAAGAUGGCUACAACAGCGCAAGAGAGCGCCCAAGAGCACAAGGAGGAGGUUGACAAGAUGGCAACUGAACUAUCCGAGAUGAGAGCCAAGCACGAAGAAGACGUAAGCCUGCUUCGCAGGUCCCACGAGGAGGAAAUUGCAAAGAUCUCGAAAACGACUGAAGCACAACUCGCAGACAAGGAGACAGAGCAUAGUCGCCGGGAGGCUGACUGGAAAGCUGAGUUGGAAGCUGCUCAGUCUGAGAAACAGGCCACCACGACCGAGCUGGCCAAAAAGCAAGACGUGAUUGACUCUUUGAAGGAGAACCUCAACGAAGCACGCAAGGCGUAUGAAAGCCUGGCCAGUCAACACGAACAGGCUUUGAAUCACCACGCCGCCCUGGCCCAAUCGAUGCGCAGUCUCAAGGACAAACAGGCACAAUGGCACUUUGAAAGCGACCGAAUGGACCGACUGCUCCAGGAUUUUGGCCUUGUUGUUUCAAGCAAACCCGGACGGAGUGGCGACCAAUUCUUGUGAGUUGAUCCAGGCGUGUGGGAAGGAUAUUGUUGGAUAUGUCUCUCGGCACGGGCAAUCCAGGCUAUACGCCACUGACGGCUGAAAUCUAGUCUACACGCCUUCGACCAGCUGGCAUCCUCGGUGGAAAAACUUGCCCGAUACAUCCUAAACCACAGUCCGGGGCACAACGCAGACCAUGGCGACACGUUCAAGAUGGUCGGUAUGCCCGAUGUGUCGGAUACUACCGAGGCUGCAGAGCUUCUCCGGUCUCUGUUGGUAUCGGGUCAAGUUUGGAGCAUCAUACAUCAGCGGAUAUUUGCGCCCUUCUUGUUCACGUCAGCCUAUGGGACGGACGGCUGGGAUGAUCUUGAGAGAAUUUUGGCUUUACUCUCGGCAAACAUCAGAGCAAAAAGCUUCCGCCGAGAGGCAAUCUGGAGGGCCAUAAUGAUGAGAGCGAUCUAUACUGGAAACAGGGGCCGCAAAGCUGCGAUGGCCGCAGCAACAGGACUCAGCAGAGACAUUAUGGAAGCAAUUGGAGUGUCGACCUUGGAUGGGGAUAUGCCAGGGCUGCUCCAAGCUGUCCGCGUUGUGGCCAAACGAGCGGUGCAGACCUGGCGCCGAGCACGUCUGGAAUGGAAUUUCAUUCACUCUGUCAUGCCAUCAACAUCAGACACCACUUGGGACGAUGGAGCUGCCACCAGUCCUUCCGACAUCGUGCUGUGGGUGCGGCCGCACAUUGUCGGCGAAGUCGUGACUCACAGCAUGUAUCGAGACCCGGGCCGGACACCGGCAAGAAGUAGCCCUCAACGGCCCCGAACGCCGGGACGCUGCGUUUAUCUACAGGGAAGGGUGCUACGUCAGAACUCUCGCGUGACCCAAGCAAGAUGACAUGAGCUGCGAGAGGGAGGAUCUGCAGGACACAUUCUUUUCUCUGAUGUGAUGACAUGGAAAGGCGGUUUACAUUGGAUGAGUACUCUUCGAAAUCUACAUUGUACGAUAUACUGUACUAGCAGGUUCCUUAUGUACUUAGCCUGGGUAAUCAAUAUGUAGUUGUACUGUAACAUAGCGCCCUUGGAAUGCUGCAUUGGUGCGCUGGAGGCGCAUGGCUCUGUCGCUAUAGACAUUUAUACUGUAUUCUCAAAACUUGCACCCAGUGUUAGGGGAGUCUGCCACAAGUGCGCCAGAACUACUACGACUUGCAACCGACAGCU
This is a messenger RNA of Exophiala dermatitidis NIH/UT8656, 4043 nucleotides long. RefSeq lists its product as hypothetical. The record is from RefSeq and is a predicted model, not a curated record. The transcript has a single exon. Bases 472 to 2853 code for a protein of 793 amino acids. NCBI's taxonomy places the organism in Eukaryota, Fungi, Ascomycota, Eurotiomycetes, Chaetothyriales, Herpotrichiellaceae.